AUGUCGGGGAAGUUGCUCUGCGUCGAUCAUAAGGAAGAGUGUCUGGUGGAGGCGGGUGAGCUGAUCAUACGAAAUGUGAGCAAGGAGGUGAUGACAGAGAUUAGAGAGCUCUUAUUUUUCCACUAUAAGGACGACAGAUGGCGUGGUUUGAGAGACGAGGAUGUGGUGUUCAAGAGCGUGGGUAUAGGGAUCAUGGACAUAGCGACUGGGUCAGGUGUUCUCAAGCUCACCCGGCAGAAGCAAAAGGGUUCACUCUCGAUGAUUUCUAGCGGAGCACAAGUAUUCUUUUUUGAGAAGGUGGAGUCCUGGGUCAAGUGGAUGUCGAGAUAG
This is a messenger RNA of Penicillium macrosclerotiorum, 330 nucleotides long. RefSeq lists its product as uncharacterized. The record is from RefSeq and is a predicted model, not a curated record. The coding region runs from base 1 to 330 and encodes 109 amino acids. Lineage: Eukaryota; Fungi; Ascomycota; Eurotiomycetes; Eurotiales; Aspergillaceae. Gene Ontology annotation, cellular component: cytoplasm. The transcript has a single exon.